Molecule: messenger RNA, 435 nt
Organism: Perkinsus marinus ATCC 50983
Lineage: Eukaryota; Perkinsozoa; Perkinsida; Perkinsidae
Exons: 5
Coding region: 1-435 (144 amino acids)
Biological process (GO): protein deubiquitination
Molecular function (GO): deubiquitinase activity
Source: RefSeq, a predicted model, not a curated record
AUGCAGCUGACAGAAUCAGUGCUCUCAGUUGGGGAACUGCCGGCCUACCCUAAGAGGCGUGGGCCCAGUACCACUGUCGAUGACCGUCAGGUGCUCCUGCAUGUCUACGACUUGGAUAAGGUGGUCAGCCAUCUUAAUGCUGUGACUCGAGCCUUCUCCUGGGGAGCCUUCCAUGUCGGUGUGGAGGUAUAUGGAGAGGAAUGGAGCUUUGGUCAGACCACCAACCCCGAGGCUACCGGGCUCUGCAUGAUCCGCCCUAAGUCCCAUGAAGUCCACAUCUACAGGGAGUCCGUGGUGAUGGGCGAGACUGACCUUAGUCGUGGUAGUCGAUUCUGUAUGGAGGCUCCUGAUGGCACUUCGGAAGGCCAUCGACUAGGCUGCGAUAAGGAGAUGCCCCCGUGGGUUGAGGCUUUGCCUAGUCGUACGGAGGGGUAG